Laetiporus sulphureus 93-53 is the source of this 1488-nucleotide messenger RNA. RefSeq lists its product as uncharacterized. Lineage: Eukaryota; Fungi; Basidiomycota; Agaricomycetes; Polyporales; Laetiporaceae. The record is from RefSeq and is a predicted model, not a curated record. The transcript has 4 exons. The coding region runs from base 1 to 1488 and encodes 495 amino acids.
AUGGUUGACAAGCUCACAUUAGAGCUGGAGCAUGAGCUGGGUGGAUGGAUGAGUGUGGAAAAUAAGGUCGAAGUCGAAACGAUAUUGUGGUGCUGGCUUGAGAAGGGGCUUACUCAAUUAGAGCAGACAGCUCUUCAUCAGCGGGUGAACACAUUCAUGAACAGAUCCUGCAAGAAUGGAUGGAUGGUGUUGGACAGACAGUUCGCACGGGAGUCCGAGUUAUAUGCGCCCUUCAUUGGAGUAAUCGAAACUGUCAGGUGCCACUUCAGCAAAGCCUUACCAGGGAAGCUCAGGGAAUGUGCGCAGAAUGUGCAUGACGUGCAUCUGGGUCAUGAGUCGUCACCUUUACACACCUCCCUGGAUAUCAUGGUGCUCGAUGACCGGUGUCCAACGUGUUGCGAUGUAUCAAUCCCCCGUUACUGCCAUUCACGCACCGCUGUCAAUAUCAAGCUAGAUUGUGCAAUCAGAACGGAGUGCCAUGGGCUACAAAUGGGCAUUUAUGCACAUCAAAUGCUCAUAGAACAACACGACCACCACUUCGUGAUAUCUUUCAUUAUGACAGAAAACCGAAUACGGAUCUAUGGUUUUGACAAAAGUGGCGGUUGGUAUACAGACUUGAUCAAUUUCAGCGACCGCGGAAAUUAUCAUAUCCUCAUCCUCGCAAUACUGAUGCUCUUUUGGUCUGACAAAUCACUCAGCUGGGAUCCAGAUAUUGUACUGAGGCCAGUGCCAGGCCAUGACCUCGGGGCCACCAUCCAACUGCAGAAUUUCCUAGUCCCCCCCAGGAACGACGUGGACAUUGACUUCUGGAAUACGCGCCUCAGAGAAAGCACCUUUGAAAUGACGGUGACACAUUGGACUCAUUACUGGCAUGCAGCGGGUAGAUCUUUGGAGGCAGAGAUGUUAUUGCAUGCCUUAGAUGUCAAUGGAGUCAGGCAGAUUGCGGCAUACAGGGAAGGAGAAAGGAUUUCUGACACACGUGGAUCGGAAUUGCUCGUUGAACAUCAUUUAUUUCCAAUCACGAUCAUAAACGACAAAGGCGAUGGCCCCAUCUCAACGUAUUCCUCUGAUCGUAUCUGGUGCCAAAUCCUCCUCAAGCAAUACAAUGGGCCACUGUCGACACAAGAACUUGCUAUUGCAGCAAGGGGGCCAACACAGGAUCCUCAGCCUGUCCCCAUCUCGCAGAUUGCUCCUUUCAAAGAAUGGGAUUUCUCUAUGGAUCCGGUCAACUGUGGACACAACAAGAUGACUCUCCUUCGAUAUCGAGGUGGGGAGACCUUAUCUUACAUGCAAGAUGUGUGGAACGAGGUUUCGGAAAGGAUGGCUGGAUUUUUUGCCCCGCGCCUUGACAAUGUUGCGCAGGCGAGAUUGAAAAAGAUUCCAAUUCCACAGCUCAAAGUGCAGGCCAGGCUGAAUCAAGCACGUCGUGAUUACGAUCGCUUCAUGGCAAUUCUGGACGAUGCAAUCAACAAGUUGAAGAACCCAUGA